Chlorella variabilis is the source of this 1347-nucleotide messenger RNA. RefSeq names its product expressed protein. The transcript is spliced from 3 exons. Bases 1 to 1347 code for a protein of 448 amino acids. Lineage: Eukaryota; Viridiplantae; Chlorophyta; Trebouxiophyceae; Chlorellales; Chlorellaceae. The record is from RefSeq and is a predicted model, not a curated record.
AUGGAACCCUGCAUCCCGGGCUCCGACAAGUCGGCCAGGAGGCCCUGGCCCUGGCCCUCUCACUGGAACCCCGCCACCGUGCCGUGCGCCUUUGCCGCGCUGCUGGUGCUGGCCUUCCUGGCCCUGGAGGCAUCCCGCAUGACCGCAGCAGACCGGGCAGCUGCCGUGGAGCUGGGGCCCUACUGCAGCGGCGGCAGCGAGGCGGUGGAGGGGUGGGGCCCAAUCGAGCUGCAACCCCAGGAUGCCGCUGGCGACGAUGCCGGCGACGCAGGCGAGGGCAUGCUGCCCAUGUUGCUGAAUGCCACCCUGGCGGCGUUCCUGGAGCGCCACUGGGAGCAGGGCAGCGCCACCGCCGGCUCAGGCUGGGUGCCUUGCGGCGAGCAGGAGAUGCAGGUGGCGGUGGCGGGCUGCGCACGGGCGGCCAACGAGUCGCAGGUGCAGGAGCUGCUCCUGUGGGCCAACUUCUCCUGCCCCGGCUUCCAGGACACGGCCGGCGUCAAGGCCAGCAUCAUGCUGCCGCUGGAGGCUGGCAGCUGGGGGGAGGGCGUGGCUGACGGCAUGGAGGUGGAGGUGGAGGUGCUGUUCACCGAUGUUCAGGCCGGCGGCGGCAGCGGGCUGGUGCCGGCAGGCGCGUCCGCCCGCGCGCAGGAGGCGGGCCCGGUGCGCUCCGCCCCGCUGCCUGCCGGCCCCGAGUGGGAGCGCGGGCCGGAGGCGAAGGGGGCGGGGGAGUGGAAGGCCUACAGCAAGAAGCACCAACGCAUCAACGCCGGCAUGGUGGCCCAGGCCAACGCCUCUGCCACCUGGUACGACCUGGUGCUGUAUGGCGACUCCCUCACCUGGUACAUAGAGCGGGAGGGGUUCGAGGCGUGGCACACCCGCUACUUCUCGCCCGCCAACGGCUGGGGCCCCACCGCCGCCAUCGGCGUGGGCGGCAAUGAGCUGGCCGACCUCAUGUGGCGGCUGGCGGAGGGCGGCGAGGUGCCCGCGAUAGACCCAAAGGUGGUGGUGCUGCUGGUGGGCAUCAACGACCUUUUCGCGCACCACCCCCUGGACCAGACGGCGCAGCGCAUGGCCUUCCUGCUCGACUGGCUGCGCGCGGGCCUGCCCCGCUCGCGCCUGGUGCUGCUGGCGCUGCUGCCCAACGCCGGCGUGGACACGGCGCACAUGAACGAGCGGUACGCGCGGGUGGCGGCGCAGCGCGGCGUCACCUUCCUGCCCUGCGCGCAGAGCAUCGACCCGCACGACAAGUACUGGCUGUACGACGGCACCCACCCCAAGCCGCCGGCGCAGGAGGAGCUGAUGCGGUGCCUGGAGCCCGCCGCCAAGGCGCUGCUGGCCCAGCGCUGA